Rhododendron vialii is the source of this 1779-nucleotide messenger RNA. RefSeq names its product NAC domain containing protein 50-like. Gene Ontology annotation, molecular function: DNA binding. Bases 395 to 1507 code for a protein of 370 amino acids. The record is from RefSeq and is a predicted model, not a curated record. Gene Ontology annotation, biological process: regulation of DNA-templated transcription. The transcript has 4 exons. Lineage: Eukaryota; Viridiplantae; Streptophyta; Magnoliopsida; Ericales; Ericaceae.
AUAAACUUGUCGCACAGAAAAGGAAAAUUGGAUUUUCCUUGACAAGCAAGCCUUUUUCAGAGGUUUCUUAACCGAUGGGCAAUUGGUUGCUUCACUUCCAACCCUAACCCCCCCUCAUCAACCAACUUUAUCACAUCUUCCCUCUCCAUUUCCAUCAUCAUCUCCCUCCCUCCCUCUCUCUCUUCCCCACCCUCUCUCUCCUCCGCUCAAUUUCUUUUCUGGGUUAUGGGUCACGAGUUGGUGGCCUUCACCCCCGCACCGCCGCCGCCGCCGCCUCCGACGUCGCUGGCGCCGGGAUUCCGGUUCCACCCCACGGACGAGGAGCUCGUCCAGUACUACCUUAAGCGCAAGGCCUGCGGGAAGCCCUUCAGAUUCGAAGCCGUGUCUGAAAUCGAUGUCUACAAAUCUGAGCCGUGGGAACUUGCUGGCAUGUGUGGUUGUGUGUGUGUGGAGAGCACUGUCUAAUCUGUUUUAUGUGCCUUUAGGGCAUUCAAGGCUAAAGAGCCGAGACCUUGAGUGGUACUUCUUUAGUCCUGUAGAUAGAAAGUAUGGAAAUGGGUCACGAUUGAACCGUGCCACUGGCAAGGGGUACUGGAAGGCCACUGGAAAGGAUCGAGCUGUACGUCAUAAAGGACAGACAAUUGGGAUGAAGAAAACGCUUGUGUUUCAUAGUGGAAGAGCCCCAGAUGGCAAGCGGACUAAUUGGGUUAUGCAUGAAUAUAGGCUUACAGACGAAGAUUUAGAGAAAGCUGGGGUUGCACAGGAUGCAUUUGUUCUGUGCAGAAUUUUCCAAAAAAGUGGUUUAGGACCACCAAAUGGGGAUCGAUAUGCACCGUUUAUUGAAGAGGAAUGGGAUGAUGAUGCGUUGCUGGUGAUUCCAGGAGAAGAACCUGGGGAUGAGAUAGUAAAUGGCGAUGAUGCCCAAGUGGAACGGAUUGAGUUUGAGCAGGAUACUCAUUCCAUCAACAAGGCAGCUCUGCAUCAAACUGAGCUUCCAAACAGUUCACAAAACUUUUCAUUCAUUUGCAAGAAGGAAAGGUCAGAGGAUUAUCCAUCACAGUGCGUAGCCGAUGCAGAACCCAUCUCUUUGGUUCAGAAUAAAAGAUCAAAGCCUGACAAUCCAAACUCAAGCCGUGGAAAUGGAUCAGAAGAUUCAAUUACGACGACUCAUGAUUUCCACAUUUCUACAACUACCUCAACCACCCCCACUACAAAUAUGUCAAUUGGACUCUUGGAAUUCCCAUUGUUGGAAUCUCUGGAACCCAAAGAAAACAACCCAAAUAAAACGCUAACAUUUGACGCAGCUAAUCUUGAGAAGUCUGUGCCACCCGGAUACUUGAAAUUCAUCAGCAAUUUGGAGAAUGAGAUCCUUAAUGUUUCUAUGGAGAGGGAGACAUUGAAGAUUGAAGUGAUGAGGGCCCAAGCCAUGAUCAACAUUCUUCAGUCGCGGAUUGAACUUCUAAGCAAGGAAAAUGAGGACCUGAAAAGGGUAAUUCGAGGCGUUUAGCUACUUCCGGUGCGUAGGAAUAAUAUGAUUUUGUAGUAGUCGUUAGUCUUGGCCAUGAGUAACUUUCAUCAUCAGUUGCAUAUUGGUUUUCUGAAGAAGGAAAUCAGUAGCAGAGCUGUCUGAGCUAUUUAUGGCGCUUAUGUAAUCUGUUUUUGUAGUUCUUUACUGUAAUUCCGUACCCUGAACGGGAUUGUAUCGAAUCCUUUCGCCAUUGACAGAGAACUUGUCUUUUAAAGUUAUUUUGUCAGAAUAAAUUGUUUGCGUUUCUGAUA